Copidosoma floridanum is the source of this 2778-nucleotide messenger RNA. It is a transcript of the gene Dhx15, whose product is annotated as DEAH-box helicase 15. Gene Ontology annotation, cellular component: intracellular anatomical structure; spliceosomal complex. The record is from RefSeq and is a predicted model, not a curated record. Gene Ontology annotation, molecular function: ATP binding; RNA binding; RNA helicase activity. NCBI's taxonomy places the organism in Eukaryota, Metazoa, Arthropoda, Insecta, Hymenoptera, Encyrtidae.
UGAUCCGUACUGCAGCGGUAGCAUCGUGAUUAUUUGCUUGCCAUUUUGUGACCCUCGUGCCUCGUGGUGUAUGUAUGUCGUUCGUCGUCCGUCGUCGCGAACAUCAUCGUCUCGGGGAGUCGGGGACACGACACUCGCGUCAUCCCCAGUGUCCCCAUUGAGUCGGAGGCAAAGUUCUACAGUCUUGCAGUUACAGCAACCACAGUUGAAUCUCGGAGCGUGACAAGGCGUCAUCGUGUAACAACUCGGAGCAGCCUAUUUUUUGUUUCUCUCCUUUGUUUCAAGUGUCGUCAGUUUAUUCAAGUAUUGGAUAAAAUUAUUGUUUGAACGACAGGAAAAAGCCAUGUCUAAGCGGCGGAUCGAAGUUGUCGACCCGUACGUCAAGAGGAGAACCGAUGGUGCAGCAGUGACUAAAAUAUCAGCUGUACCACCAUUAUUUACAGCAGUGCAAAAGAAUCAGGCUAAUGUAAACCCAUACACUGGCUUGCCUUUUACGCCACGUUACCAUGAAUUCUACAAAAAGAGAAUCACUUUGCCUGUCUUUGAGUACAGAGCCGAUUUCAUGCGUCUGCUGGCCCAGCACCAGUGCAUUGUACUUGUAGGUGAAACAGGUUCCGGCAAAACAACACAGAUUCCACAAUGGUGCGUGGAAUACUCAAAAAGCACCGGAAACAAGGCUGUUGCUUGCACACAACCGAGGCGAGUAGCUGCAAUGAGCGUGGCCCAGAGAGUCUCGGAGGAAAUGGAUGUGGCUCUAGGUCAAGAAGUUGGAUACAGCAUUCGUUUUGAAGAUUGCAGUUCAGCCAAAACCAUCCUCAAAUACAUGACAGACGGUAUGUUGCUUCGUGAAGGCAUGUCGGAUCCAAUGUUGGAUGCAUACCAGGUAAUACUGCUCGACGAGGCUCACGAAAGAACGCUCGCCACUGACUUACUCAUGGGUGUAUUGAAAGAGGUCAUCAAGCAGCGCUCGGAUCUAAAACUCGUCAUCAUGAGUGCUACCCUUGACGCUGGCAAGUUUCAGCAAUACUUUGACAACGCGCCCCUCAUGAAUGUGCCUGGUAGAACGCAUCCCGUCGAAAUCUUCUACACUCCAGAGCCCGAACGAGACUAUCUCGAGGCGGCCAUUCGAACCGUCGUCCAGAUCCACGUGUGCGAGGAAGUACCGGGUGAUCUGCUGCUCUUCCUCACUGGCCAGGAAGAGAUAGAAGAGGCUUGCAAGCGCAUUAAGCGCGAGAUGGACAGUCUCGGACCCGAGGUUGGAGAGCUCAAGUGCAUACCGCUAUACUCGACUCUACCGCCCAAUCUGCAGCAGCGCAUCUUCGAGCCUGCGCCACCCACCAAAUCGAACGGUGGCAUCGGCAGGAAGGUCGUUGUUUCGACCAACAUCGCCGAGACGUCGCUCACUAUCGACGGCGUCGUCUUCGUCAUAGAUCCCGGCUUUGCCAAACAGAAAGUAUACAAUCCCAGGAUUCGCGUGGAGUCUUUGCUCGUCUCGCCGAUAAGCAAGGCCUCAGCUCAGCAGAGAGCCGGUCGGGCCGGUAGAACUCGGCCAGGAAAGUGUUUCCGUUUGUAUACGGAGAAGGCGUACAAAAACGAGAUGCAGGAGAAUACUUAUCCUGAAAUUCUCAGAUCGAAUCUCGGUAGCGUUGUGUUACAGCUUAAGAAACUCGGCAUCGACGAUCUGGUACAUUUUGACUUUAUGGAUCCCCCUGCACCAGAGACGUUGAUGCGAGCAUUGGAACUGUUGAAUUAUCUCGCUGCAUUGGACGAUGACGGUAAUCUAACGGAUUUGGGUGCAAUUAUGGCCGAGUUUCCACUGGAUCCACAACUAGCCAAAAUGCUGAUUGCCUCCUGCAAUCACAAUUGCAGCAAUGAAAUUCUAAGCAUCACAGCUAUGUUGUCAGUCCCACAGUGUUUUGUAAGGCCUAACGAGGCGAAGAAAGCUGCGGACGAAGCGAAGAUGCGUUUUGCGCAUAUCGAUGGCGAUCAUCUCACAUUACUCAACGUGUACCAUGCAUUCAAGCAAAAUCAGGAAGAUCCGCAAUGGUGCUAUGACAACUUUGUAAACUAUAGAUCUUUGAAAAGUGGCGACAAUGUUAGGCAGCAGCUGAGUAGAAUCAUGGACCGUUUCCAACUGAAACGGACGUCCACGGAUUUUACAUCCAAGGACUAUUACAUAAAUAUCAGGAAAGCGCUUGUCAAUGGAUUCUUUAUGCAGGUUGCGCAUUUGGAAAGAACUGGACAUUAUUUGACCAUCAAAGAUAAUCAAAUAGUGCAACUUCACCCAAGUACUUGUCUGGAUCAUAAACCCGAUUGGGUUAUUUAUAACGAGUUUGUGCUUACCACGAAAAAUUAUAUCAGAACAGUGACCGACAUUAAACCUGAUUGGUUGUUGAAAAUAGCACCUCAGUACUACGAUCUUCAAAACUUCCCACAGUGUGAAGCAAAACGACAGCUAGAGGUCAUUCAAACUAGAUUGGAUUCGAAGCAGUAUCAAGAAGGCUUUUAAUGAAAUUAUCUACAACACUAGAUGAAAUGGCGAUAGGAAAAAUUUACAUGAACGAAAUUUUUUGAUUGAGCACAGACGUCGAAUGUUGAAAAUUUAAUGUCACUGAAAACAUUAAUUUGUCAUUACUUAUUGUAUUAAUUAAAAAUUUCGUAUCUUGUUGGCAUAACUGUCAAUGCUUACUAUUCAUAAGAAGUAUAGAAAAUAGAGUAGUUUUUCUAUUAAAUGAAUAAUUAGAGUUUUAAUUCUUUAAUAAAAGAGAACGAAUGUUA